AUGGGCACUCACUACACCAGUAUCUUGCUGGCGUGUUGUCAUUACGUACAGGUACAUCAAGGAAGUAAAAGUAGAAGCACGCGCCAGUAUGUUGUGGGUAUGUUGUCAUUACGGUUGUGGGCAUGUUAUCAUUACGUACAUCAACAUCAAGUAAGUAGAGGUAGAAGUAUAAUCACGUCGAGAGCUAGAGUUGUCAUUAUCAAUGUCAUACGUAGAGAGGAAGAGGCAUUGUUUGUACUCCACAUUAAGCAGUCCGACAGCGACCACGUCGGAGUCUCAGUUUUAGUAUCUGAGAGCAGCGUAGUACUCGAAGUAACAAGUAGUAAUUGUAAACGAGGCACUACUGACUGGAGGUAGGUCUUCAUUGUCUUCAACAAAUAGAGUGCAAUCCAAUCUAUCAUGUUCAUGUCUCUGCUAGAGGUCUACCACAUGAGCAACGGCAGAAAUUCACUCAUCUAGAUACACGAAUAUGCACAGACUCUGGGCCAGUUAAUGUCAUGAACUUCCAACAUCUAUCAUGGUUGCAAAGUUGUAGCGUGUCAUCAUACUAGCCACAGGAUCACCUUAGUAGUACUAGCAAACGCACUGGCUCCGAAUUACUAUUCCAUCCACACCCACAGAGACGCUUUCUAGUAUCAAAGGAUAUGCGAAUGACAUGAUCAAAGAUGAUUCGGCCUAAUAUGUUAUGUCGACUCAAAUGCAUCGCACUCCUACGACUACGUAGGACGAUGUCGAAACCAAAUCCAAAUCUAAAUCCAAGCUCAACCAAACACAUCAGAGAACACCUCUGCCCUCUACCCCGACUCUGAAGCAUCUUUCUCUGCCCAGAAUUUUUCUGAAUGUGGUUGAGCACAUGGAAAAGAAAGCUAGAAAGUUUAA
Amoebophrya sp. A25 is the source of this 879-nucleotide messenger RNA. The record is from the annotation of a GenBank genome assembly. NCBI's taxonomy places the organism in Eukaryota, Dinophyceae, Syndiniales, Amoebophryaceae.